AUGCUUCGAGGCCGCUUGUUCUUUUCUGUGUCGCUCGACGAGCUAUUCUUUCCCGUGGAUGCUCAACCUGGCGGCCAAAUUGAAAGGAUCUCCUUAGAUCCGAUCAGUCCCAUUCUCCUCAUACUCUUUGCGCAGGGGAUUGAAACCGAGAAGGGAUCGGCACCUGCGAAUCAAGCUUCACCUCAUGCAACUGGCCGGCUUUGGUAUACCGCUACUCGGUCUCGCGUGCGGGGGAACGCUGGGGAGCUCGGGUGUUUGUACGCGCGGGACAGGCCGAGGAGGGGUCGAGAAACUCUCAACGCGGCAUGCGGCUCGACGGAAAAAGAGACGUAUGAAACUCAGUUCCUAGAGAAUCGAGAACUGUCUACGACCACUUUUACUCACCAGGAGGCCUUCAGGUUGCCUCGUAGGAACUGUAUUCAAGAUUUCGAAGGUCGCCCGCGUAACAUGAUGGCAGAAGUAACGAAAUCCACGGACAUCAAAGGCCUACACAAAAAUGGCUCACUCAACGAUGAAGAAACCGGCGGAUCGCACUCAGAGGCACCCCUCGAGGUCCACGCAGACGAAGACAUCGUAGCGCGGAUGAACAACCUUGAUCCGCCUGUGACGCCAGAGGAGGAGAGACGCGUACGGAGAAAGAUUGAUAUGCGACUGCCCCCCUUCCUGCUCAUUCUCUACAUGUUCACCUGGCUGGACCGUGGGGCGCUGGGGAACGCGGCGCUGAUGGGGAUCAAGGAAGAUCUUGGGUUCACGAGCAGAGACUUCUCUCUCGCCGUGAGCAUGUUCUUUGUCGGCACGGCGAUUUCUGACCUGUUUACGAAUAUUGGGAUGAGGUAUAUCCGGCCUUCGGUGUACCUCGCUACGGCUAUGAUCAUCUGGGGCAUCUUUGCGACGCUGCAAGCUGUUGCCGGCGGUCCCAGCGGGAUGUUCGCGAUCCGGUUCUUCCUUGGCAUCUUUGAAGCGGCCUUCAUCUCCGGGGCACCCGUUUACCUCUCAGCAACCCCCCUCGCAGGCGCCUUCGGCGGCUGGGUAGCCUACGGCGUCUCCAACAUCUCCAACCCGCUCAUAAAGCACUGGCAAGCCCUCUUCGUCAUCGAGGGGCUCGUCACCAUCCUCUUCGGCAUAGCCUGCAUCUGGGUCCUGCCCGACCGCCCACACAACACGCGCUGGCUCACCCCGCGCGAGCGCGACGUCGCUACCUGGCGGAUGAUGCGUGACGGUAACCGCACGCACGGCAAAGUCCACUGGCGCACGACGGCGGCGCAACUGACGGGGGACUGGCGGCUGUGGCUGAACAUUGCGAUUUAUAUGGGCCAGGUGCUGCAGACGUACACGAUUGCGACGUUUACGCCGAUUAUUGUGGCAACGUUUGGGUAUGAUAAUGUCAAGGCGCAGUUGAUGACGGCGCCGCCGUAUUGUGUUGCGUUUGUCAUGGUGUUUGUUGUCGGGUGGGCGAGUGAUCGGGUGAAGUCGUGUUCGGGGUUGUUGGUGGGGUGUUCUGUUGUUGCUGCUAUUGGAGAUUUGUUGCUUGCCGUGUUGCCGCAUACGGCUGCGAGCGCGAGGUAUGGCGCGACGUUUUUGAUCUUGUCUGGAAUUUUGUCAGGUGUUACGUUGAGCGUUGGCAACAUCACGAGUAAUUGCUGCGGUGAUAUCAAGAAGGGGAUCGCGACGAGGUUGUUUCAGUCUUUUGGGAGUACGAUGGGCAUAGCAACGGGAUAUCUCUUCCCUUCGACGGAUGGGCCGAGCUAUAAGAAAGGGUUCUGGACGUUGUUUGCGGCUACGUGUUGGACUGGUGUUGGGGCCGCGUUUGUGACGGCGAUGAAUAUCCGGGAAAAUAGGAGGCGAGAUCGGGAGUUUGGGAAACCGCCUCGAGAUGUAGUGAUUGACUAUGACGAGGAUGGCCAGAUGGAGAACCAUCCAUAUUGGAGGUUCAAGGCGCUCAUCAAACGUUGGGUCCUUCUAGCGGCAGCUGUUCACUUAACUCCAGUGGUGUUCCAGCCGCCCGUGACAGCCGUUGGCGGUGCAGUCUCUCUAUAUCGGUGCCAAAGAGACGAAGGAACGUCAAGUCGGCCCUGGGAUGAGGAUGGGCUGGCCUUCACGGCGUCGGAGAUGGCGUUCCUGCAAGCCGCCGCGGAGCAAACCGGACUGCAAGUAACGGACGAUUGGCUGCAGCCGGGCAUCCAGCGAACUCGUGUCUUGGCGAUGAUGGUACUUUUACAGGUGCGCAACAUCAAGACCUUGGAGCUACCCAUCCAUAUCAAAGGAUUCUUAAGAUGUCUCCCCACUGGCGUCGGAUUUCCAGCACGCUACGAUGCGCUUACGGACAUUCGGCUCGGCAAGAACACACUUGGAACGUUUGAUGCUACGGGUGAAGAUGACCCGUACUUCGGCAGCAGCGACGCGAGACGUCUGCUAGAAUCAGCACCGCGGCGCGAGACAGUCCAUCUUGAUUUCUUCGCAGGCAACUAUCGAGAUUGGUCCGCCAUGGAUUGGUCCAGCGUCAGGAACCUGCACUUGCGGCAACUAGAGAGCGAUGACGUCCAUGUGACGGAUUUGUCGACGUUUUGCUGGCUGUAUGUUCCCGCGGACCACUCACUUCAAAGAGACGGACAACACGAUCACUCAGAGUGGCUCAACAGCUUUGGCGGGUUGGAUGGCCCACUCUGUGAGAGAGUGUUUGAAGAUGGAAACCUCCCAAACCUCGAAGGGUUGGUCAUUCCGGCCUUCGAAUGUCCACACAGUCAGCAGUGUCUGUCUGCGCUGAAAAACGAGCUCAAUAAAGGCUUCGUGCAGGAGUUCUCAACCUCUUCAUCUUUGGAAACAGAUGUUGCCAUCGUGGUCUGGCUGCCCUGUAGCGCGGAAUUCGACGACCUCCGUUGCAAAGUAGAGAUGCAGCUGGCCCACUCACCUAGCCUGAGUACUUCUGAGCUGCAGAGGACUAAUGAUAGCACAGGGGACAUUGCCUCCUGGAACAUGACGAUAGGGUUGGGUGGUGGUUUUCGAAGGAGUCAGGCCAGCGUUGUUGAGUACAACUCUUGGGAACUGAGGAGGCUACGGAUGACGCAUAAUGUCGGAGGCGUCAUAUUUGAUUGA
Colletotrichum lupini is the source of this 3093-nucleotide messenger RNA. Its product is annotated as major facilitator superfamily transporter. Gene Ontology annotation, molecular function: transmembrane transporter activity. Gene Ontology annotation, biological process: transmembrane transport. The record is from RefSeq and is a predicted model, not a curated record. Gene Ontology annotation, cellular component: membrane. The transcript is spliced from 10 exons. NCBI's taxonomy places the organism in Eukaryota, Fungi, Ascomycota, Sordariomycetes, Glomerellales, Glomerellaceae. Bases 1 to 3093 code for a protein of 1030 amino acids.